CUCAACCAAGGCAGAUCUAACUGGAGUUACGGUAGUAGCGGUGAAAAUUAAAAAGUCGAGUCGACGCCUCUGUUACUCUUAUCACAACUUUCAUUGGCCAAAAUUUUUUUUACUUUGUGUACCCAUGACCCUAAUCUCCGAUUUAAUCUGUUGAAAAUACUCGCAAGAAUCCCGGUAGCUUAAACCAUUACCAAGGAAAAGGAAAAGUUAAAUCCAUAGGCCUCUGCUUCGUUACCACGCGUUUUCCGUGGUGUCCAAGGAUCCAAUAUUUCAUCAGUUUCAGUUCCUAUCGAACUUCAACCACCCUAGAUCUGUCUCAGACUUAUUUGUAUCUUGGGUGCCUCGGGUUACUGUAGCUUAGGUUCGAGCCGUAUACUGCAAUAUCUGCUAUUACGAUGGUUUUCCCAGAAAGCAAGAUGCCUGGAGUUUGCUGGGUUUUUCUGUUACUGCUUCUGUUUGCUCAUAUUUGUGAUGGGUUUUACCUUCCGGGAAGUUACAUGCACACGUAUUCGACUGAGGAUACUAUAUUUGCCAAAGUUAAUUCCUUGACUUCCAUUGAAACCGAGCUCCCUUUUAGUUAUUACAGUCUUCCUUACUGCAAGCCUCUUGGUGGAGUAAAGAAAAGUGCCGAGAAUCUUGGUGAACUUCUCAUGGGAGAUCAGAUUGAUAACUCCCCUUAUAGGUUUCGAAUGAAUGUGAAUGAGUCUCUCUAUCUUUGCACCACCAGCCUCUUGAAUGAGCACGAGGUUAAGCUUUUGAAACAGAGGACUCGUGAUUUGUAUCAAGUGAAUAUGAUUCUAGACAAUUUGCCAGUGAUGAGGAUUGCAAAACAGAACGGGGUUAACAUUCAGUGGACUGGAUUCCCGGUUGGUUAUUCUCCACCAAACAGUAAUGAUGAUUACAUAAUCAAUCAUCUCAAGUUCAAGGUUUUGGUUCACGAGUAUGAGGGAAGUGGUGUGGAGAUAAUUGGAACUGGGGAAGAUGGGAUGGCUGUGUUUCCCAAAGCUGAUAAGAAGAAAGCUUCUGGUUUUGAGAUUGUUGGUUUCGAGGUGGUUCCGUGCAGUAUUAAAUAUGAUCCAGAAGCCAUGACUAAACUUCACAUGUAUGACAAAGUUUCCUCUGUGAACUGCCCCUUGGGGCUCGACAAGUCGCAGAUAAUAAGGGAACGAGAAAGGAUCUCUUUUACUUACGAGGUUGAAUUUGUUAAAAGUGAUAUUAGAUGGCCAUCACGGUGGGAUGCUUAUUUGAAGAUGGAAGGUGCACGCGUGCACUGGUUCUCAAUUCUAAAUUCUCUAAUGGUGAUCACUUUCCUUGCUGGUAUUGUGUUUGUCAUCUUCUUGAGGACUGUGAGGAGGGAUUUGACAAGGUAUGAGGAACUGGACAAAGAAGCUCAAGCACAAAUGAAUGAGGAGCUUUCUGGGUGGAAGCUUGUUGUAGGAGAUGUCUUCAGAGAACCAGAUUGUCCAAAGCUUCUCUGCGUGAUGAUUGGAGAUGGAGUUCAGAUUAUGGGAAUGGCAGCUGUCACUAUAGUUUUUGCUGCCUUCGGUUUCAUGUCACCAGCUUCACGAGGAAUGCUACUGACAGGGAUGAUUAUUCUUUAUCUUUUCUUGGGUAUUGUGGCUGGGUAUGUUGCUGUACGUCUCUGGAGAACUCUGAAGGGAACUUCAGAAGGAUGGAGGUCUGUUUCGUGGUCCGUUGCGUGCUUCUUUCCUGGAAUUGUCUUUGUUAUCCUUACGGUAUUGAAUUUUAUUCUGUGGGGCAGUAAAAGUACUGGUGCAAUCCCCAUUUCCCUGUAUUUUGUACUUUUAUCUCUCUGGUUCUGCAUUUCUGUGCCUCUGACUCUCAUUGGAGGAUUCAUAGGGACCAGAGCUGAAGCUAUUCAAUAUCCUGUAAGAACCAACCAGAUUCCUCGGGAGAUUCCUGCACGCAAAUAUCCAUCAUGGCUUCUUGUUCUUGGUGCUGGGACCCUUCCAUUUGGAACCCUUUUCAUUGAACUCUUCUUCAUCCUAUCUAGCAUCUGGCUUGGCAGGUUUUAUUACGUGUUUGGCUUCUUGCUUAUAGUUCUUCUACUACUGAUCAUCGUUUGUGCCGAAGUGUCAGUGGUCCUUACCUACAUGCAUCUUUGUGUCGAGGACUGGAGAUGGUGGUGGAAGGCUUUCUUUGCUUCGGGUUCAGUAUCACUCUAUGUGUUCCUCUACUCCAUUAAUUACUUGGUCUUUGACCUACAAAGUUUGAGUGGUCCUGUGUCAGCUAUUCUUUAUCUCGGGUACUCAAUGAUCAUGGCGAUUGCGAUAAUGCUGUCAACAGGCACCAUUGGCUUCAUCACAUCAUUCUAUUUUGUCCAUUAUCUCUUCUCAUCCAUCAAGAUCGACUAAAAGUUUCAUUUGGUGAUCUUCAUCAACUGGUAGAAAAGACAUAGGCAUGUAAGAGUAUGAUAUAUCGGUGAAGUUGCCAUUGGUAGCUAAUCAUGUUACACUCAUCAAAGAGACACUCAAAAUCAUUCAAAAUUAUAUGUUAAUUUUGGUGGUGGUUGAGUGUAGGACCUGAGAGAUUUAAAAGUCUGAUUAGUAGUUACGAGUUUUUGUUUGGAUUACAUGUAGGAAGUUGUAGUUUGUUGGACGUUAAAUCUUGUAUUUUAUCUCAUAUUUUUAAUCAAAUAGAAACAUUUACUUUCUAA
This is a messenger RNA of Gossypium arboreum, 2677 nucleotides long. RefSeq names its product transmembrane 9 superfamily member 12-like. Gene Ontology annotation, cellular component: membrane. The transcript is spliced from 2 exons. The record is from RefSeq and is a predicted model, not a curated record. Lineage: Eukaryota; Viridiplantae; Streptophyta; Magnoliopsida; Malvales; Malvaceae. Gene Ontology annotation, biological process: protein localization to membrane. The coding region runs from base 396 to 2375 and encodes 659 amino acids.